This is a messenger RNA of Alternaria arborescens, 1662 nucleotides long. RefSeq lists its product as hypothetical. Gene Ontology annotation, molecular function: transmembrane transporter activity. Gene Ontology annotation, cellular component: membrane. The coding region runs from base 1 to 1662 and encodes 553 amino acids. NCBI's taxonomy places the organism in Eukaryota, Fungi, Ascomycota, Dothideomycetes, Pleosporales, Pleosporaceae. The transcript has 7 exons. The record is from RefSeq and is a predicted model, not a curated record. Gene Ontology annotation, biological process: transmembrane transport.
AUGAAGAAGCAUAUUGAUCUGCAGACGUUCGACCAUGAGAUUCUGCGGCAAAGGGGAAGAGGCUCCAUAUCAGAAGGGAAAGGCCCUAAAUUCGAUCGCGACAAGUAUGAGUUGGCGAGGGUGGGAAAGGAGCAAGUGCUGAAGCGCCGCUUCGGACUGGUGUCAAUGACUGGACUCUCGUGUGGAUUGAUGUGUACUUGGGAGACCUUGCUUGUCAUCUUCUCUAUAGGCUUCGUGAAUGGCGGCCCUGCUGGUCUCAUCUACGGUUUCAUACUUAUAUGGCUGGGUAACUUCUCCGUCUUCGUCUGUAUCGGCGAGCUUGCCAGUGCAGUUCCAACUGCUGGUGGACAAUACCAUUGGGUUUCCUUGUUGGCGCCACGGUCGAACAAGAAGUUUUUCAGCUAUCUGACUGGCUGGCUCACUGUAGUUGGUUGGAUAGCAGCUCUUACUUCCGUUUGUUACUUCGUUGCCGACCUGAUUCUCCAACUGGUCAGUCUGAAUGAUCUUGACAGAACCUAUACUCGAGAAGGAUGGCACGGCACUCUUCUCCUUUGGGCCAUACUACUGUUAUGUGUCUUCAUCAAUGUCUUCAUAAGUGGAGCGCUUCCUACCAUCGAAGUCGUUGUAUUGAUCGUCCACGUUCUUGGCUUCUUCGGCAUUCUAGUGCCACUGGUAUAUCUGACCCCCAUCCACAACUCUGCCAAGCAGAUUUUUACGACAUUUCACAACGAAGGUGCUUGGAACACACAAACUCUAGCCUUCUUUGUCGGGCUUCAAGGUAAUGCUUUAGCAUUUGUUGGAACGGAUUCAGUUGUUCACAUGUCUGAAGAGGUCAAGAACGCCAGUACCGACGUCCCUCGCUCGAUGCUUCUCAGUCUUGUCAUAAACGGUACAUUAGCACUAGGCAUGCUUUUCGCUGUUCUCUUCAACGCACACGAUAUCCCAGCGUUGCUUGGCGAUCAAAAUGCCGCGACCGCGCCCUUCCUCCGCAUCUUCAAAGACGCUGUCGGAUCCGAGGCUGGUGCUACUGUCAUGGUUGCCAUCAUCGUUCUUCUCGAAUUUUGUAGCGCAAUGGGAUGUUUAGCCGCUGCAUCUCGUAUGACUUGGUCUUUUGCUCGAGACCGUGGUCUUCCUUUCUCGCGUGCUCUCAGUGUGAUUGACAAGCGCAGCACAAUUCCCAUAGUCUCCAUCCUAGUCGUCACGGUAUCAGCCGCCCUCCUCGCUCUGAUCAAUAUCGGCAAUAGCGCUGCUUUUAACGGGACGAUAUCCCUCGUCUUGGAAGGUUUCUACCUCUCCUACCUUCUCGCAAUCGGUCUUCUCCUCUGGCGCCGGCUCCGUGGGGACCUCGAGAAUCCUGAUUCUUCGCUUACCAUUUUCAAUGAAACUCAAAUCAACGAAGCUUACGAUGGCAGCCUGACCUGGGGUCCUUGGCGUCUAGCAGGGGCGUGGGGUGUGGCCAACAACGUCGUCGCCAUUUGCUAUCUCACCUUGAUCAUCUUCUUCAGUUUCUGGCCAAGCGAGGUCAGUCCCGAUCUUGUGCAUAUGAACUGGGCAGGUGUCGUGACCGGGUCGGUUGCCUUGUUCAGUGUGGCGUACUAUCUUCUCUUCGCAAAGAAGUCGUACAUUGGACCAAUUGUGGAAGUGAGUCCACAUGCCUUGUAA